AUGAAAUUGGUUUUGCGGAGAUUGUGUUUCGUUCUUGUCAUUGCGGCGAAUGUUCGAGUGUUGGCUAGAAUAUUCGAUAAAAUUGAUAGAAGUGCAACGCAGGUUGUUAGGAGCACGGCAUUCGUGCCGAAAGUGGCAAAGAAACUAUGUCUGCUGAAGCCUCAAAGAGGUCCUUGUCGGGCAUACUUGGACAUGUAUUACUUUGACCCAAAGACCCUAAACUGCUCCACGUUCACGUGGGGUGGGUGCCAGGGUAACGGUAAUAGAUUCGACACAAAAGACGAGUGCGAAGACUACUGUAAAACGAAACGUGGUGUUCGGCCACCUGUUCCCAACUUUUGUCAGUUGUCAUUCGACUACGGUUACUGUUUCGGAGAAGUGAAGCGGUAUUACUUCGACCCGAUAUAUAAAACCUGCAAGUUGACCAUUUAUUCUGGAUGCGGUGGGAACAGAAAUAAUUUUUACACGCUGGAAAACUGCCUCUCGAUGUGUCUAUUCGGAAACGGACGCGUCACCACUAAGGCGCGCGCAGGCGCAGAUUUAGAGUACAAGACCGUCGUUAUAGUGAAUCCCCCGUUCACCACCCCACCACGAGGUCUGGCGCAGACCGGGAAAGAUGGCCUUAAUUUGACACUAAAAACGUUUGUGAGGAAAUAUCAGAACGGAUCAGGCGUUUACUUUGUUACUGUUAAGGGAUAA
Molecule: messenger RNA, 699 nt
Organism: Amyelois transitella
Lineage: Eukaryota; Metazoa; Arthropoda; Insecta; Lepidoptera; Pyralidae
Product: tissue factor pathway inhibitor-like
Exons: 4
Coding region: 1-699 (232 amino acids)
Molecular function (GO): serine-type endopeptidase inhibitor activity
Source: RefSeq, a predicted model, not a curated record